AUGAAUACACUCUGCUUCGUGCACCUACUUCGUGACCUGGAAAUGGUCGUGAACCACGACGUGCUUCCGUCGGGAUGGCCGACGCCCUCUCAUUCCUCGAAAAGCGCAAAGGAAGGAAACGAUGACAGGAGCAGUACGCACGAGCAGGGCGCACCGUGCUCUGACUCCCGCCAGGACCAUUGGGCGUCUCGUUUCCACGAUGCCAAGGGGUACUUUCAAGCUAAGGAGAGAGCCAACGGGGCGCUAAACCAAGCCUAUCCCCAUUGCAACGUCGAAAUGCUCGUUUAUGGGAUGGACGUCCCAGGUCCAAGUCUGUGGUGGACGAACCGAGCCUCGGCUUCUGCAGAUAAUUACCUACAGACAUGCCCACUCCCACGCGACAGCAGCAUGGGAAAACCGAAUGCGUUUAACUUGUACGGACUUCAGGACUGUCAUUUCGGGGGAUUAAGGGAAAUCUUUGGGGCCCAACCAGACGACCGACGGUAUCCCAUGCCCGCAUACCCGGAACGCUACCAGCGAGAACGAGGUGAAAAUGUGUAUGUGUCGACAACAAACGGCACGGAGAUGAAAAUGGCCUAG
Sodiomyces alkalinus F11 is the source of this 579-nucleotide messenger RNA. RefSeq lists its product as hypothetical. The record is from RefSeq and is a predicted model, not a curated record. Lineage: Eukaryota; Fungi; Ascomycota; Sordariomycetes; Glomerellales; Plectosphaerellaceae. The transcript is spliced from 7 exons. Bases 1 to 579 code for a protein of 192 amino acids.